Ilex paraguariensis (yerba mate) is the source of this 177-nucleotide messenger RNA. The record is from the annotation of a GenBank genome assembly. Lineage: Eukaryota; Viridiplantae; Streptophyta; Magnoliopsida; Aquifoliales; Aquifoliaceae.
AUGGAGUUAGUGAACAGGAGUGAGAAAGCAGAAGUCGAAAGCAACGGCUGCAAAGGUGAGAUAGCGUUUUUGAACUCAUUUGGAAAAGACGGAUGUGCUAUCUGCAGGAAGCCGGCGUUCAAACCCAAGAGCGGAAGCCCGAUUCCAGCAAAGAGGAAGCUAGUGAAGACGAUGAUG